Acanthosepion pharaonis is the source of this 1320-nucleotide messenger RNA. Lineage: Eukaryota; Metazoa; Mollusca; Cephalopoda; Sepiida; Sepiidae. The record is from the annotation of a GenBank genome assembly.
AUGGGCAGACACAUUCUCUCCAAAUGUAAUCAUGAAUUCUCUGUCUUGCAUACAUGUACAUACACUCGCUUUCUCUCUAUUCACUCGCACAUGUGUAUAAACUUCCAACUUCUUUUCUCAUGUAUGUGUUUAUUUAUUUCUUUUUUCUUUUUACCCCUUUUUAGCUUUUUUCUUUUUUUCUAUUCUUUUUAUCUCUUUUUUAACUUUUUAACAUGCUUUCAAUUUUUCUCUUUUAUCUUUUUUACUCUUUUUAUCACUUCUCAUUUUAUCUAUUUUUCUCUUUUUAUCUUUUUAUAUCUUUUUCUCACUUUUCUCUUUUUAUAUCUUUUUCUCUUAUCUUUUUCUCUUUUUCCUUUUGUAUCUCUUUUUCACUUUUUAUCGCUUUUUUUUAGUUUUAAUCUCUUUUUCUCUUUUUAUCUCUUUUUUUAUUUUAAUCUCUUUUUAUCUCUUUUUCUCUUUUUAUCUCUUUUUUUAGUUUUAAUCUCUUUUUCUCUUUUUAUCUCUUUUUUUAGUUUUAAUCUCUUUUUCUCUUUUUAUCUCUUUUUUUAUUUUAAUCUCUUUUUAUCUCUUUUUCUCUUUUUAUCUCUUUUUUUAGUUUUAAUCUCUUUUUCUCUUUUUAUCUCUUUUUUAGUUUUAAUCUCUUUUUAUCUCUUUUUCUCUUAUUAUCUCUUUUUCUCUUUAUAUCUCUUUUUUUUGUUUUUAUCUCUUUUUCUUUUUAUCACUUUUUAUCCCUUUUUUUCACUUUUUAUCUCUUUUUCUCUUUUUAUCUCUUUUUAUCACUUAUUCUCUUUUUGUUUUUUUUUCUUAUUUUACCUUUUAUCUCUUUUUCACUUUUUUUCUAAUAUCUCUCCUUAUCUUUUUUUAAUCUUUUUUUUCUUUUUGCCUCUUUUUGUCUCUAUCUCUUUAUCUUUUUAUCUCUUUUUAUCAUUUUCUCCCCUUUAUUCUCUUCUUCUCUCACUCUCUUUCACUCUCAUUCUCUCCCCUGCACAUAUGCCUUUAUUCUCUUCUUCUCUUACUCUUUCUCUCUUUAUCUUUCUCUCUCUGUUGCACACAUCUAUCCACUUACAUGCAAAUAUGCAGUCCCACACACUCUCUCUCACACAUUCUUGCUCCCCUACUAUUUUUUUGUCAUUCUAUCUCAAUUUCUUGUGCACGCAUUCAUUCUCUUCUUUCUCUCAAACACAUACACACUCACUUUCUAAUCACUCUUAUACACAUUCACUUUCUUCUUUCUCACACACAAGUGUUUCUCUUUCUCUUUCACAUGUACACAAUGAUUCUCCCUCUUUCUCUUGCUGUCGAUGCCUCAGUGUAGUUUAA